CCUCCUUUCACUGUGAGUUCAAAAUCUCCAAGUUUUUUCAUCAUGUCUCCAUAGGAGUAUCUGCAUGCAGUGAAGAUUAAUGAGGUUGGGAUUUAAAGUAAAAAUGAGCGAAUCUAAUGCAGGGAAUUCUUCUUCGAUAUCGGCCAGUGACGUGACACACCACGCUAAAGUAUUUGGCCACGAUUCAAGUCCAGUUUAUUUGAGUGUAGUCUGGUACUCAGGGAAAUUAGGAGCAGCUUAUUAUGAAUCAGAAAGUCAAAUCAUUUACUUUCUCGAAGCCUCUGUGGAGUCCAGCCCCUUCGAAAGAGUCGAAAGAUUGAUAAAUGAACUGCUACCGACCACUAUAAUUACCAGCGCAAAACAGGACCCGGAUUUUGUGGAAAAAUUAAAGAUUUUCGCCGAAAAAGAAACAAAUUCUGGCGAGAAAACUCUUGAAGGAAAUAUUUCCAACGAAAGUGUAAAUGUGAACGAAAACUGUGCUACAGUUGAAAUGUUAUCAAGUAUGGAGUUUCGGUACGAUAAUAGCAAGCGGAGAAUUCUAUUGGUUAACUUGCUAGCAAUGCCUGAUCAUUAUACCGAAUCUGAACGAGCGGUAUACAUGUCUUCACUCGUACAGUUAGAUAACCACUGUUCUGUUCGUGCUGCUGGAGGAUUAUUACGAUUUCUCGAUAAAAACCGUGUCGGUGUCGGUUUAGAGAGUUCUGAGGUACAAACACCGAUCGCUACGUUCAUGAACUUUACUUUAAAACACGCAAUGUCAAUGGACACAGCCUCGUACGAUGCGCUACAGAUUUUCAAACAGUUACGUCAUCCUUCAGCGUAUAAAGUUGGAUACAAAGAAGGGAUCAGUCUUUUCGGGAUUCUGAAUCGUACCACGACAACAGUCGGACGAAGAAUGCUUAAAUCUUGGUUCUUUCGGCCAACGACUGAUUUAAAAGUUCUCACAGAGCGUUUAGACGCAGUGGAGUAUCUUGCUAACCCAAGACACGAAGAAACACUAAACUCUGUAAAAGAUUGCUUGAAAAAAGUGAAAACAGUUUCGAAUAUGUUUGUUAAGUUACGAACUUCAAAACUGUCUGUUUCUGAGUGGGUAGGGCUUUGGGAAACGGCGCAAAAUGCUCUAAGAAUAGCUGAUCUCUGUCGUAGCGCUGUGCUGGCUCCGGAGGCGACGCCGCUGAUCUUUAGCGACAUCGCCCGGACGUUUACACAAGACUUAGUGUCUGUGGUGACAGUUAUUGGGAAUAUAAUGGACAUACCGAGCAGUAAAACUGAAGGAAAAUUCGUCGUUAAAUCUGGAGUUUCUGAAAUGUUAGACGACAUGAAAGCUACGUAUGCGAAGUUACCUGCUUUGCUUGGUCAGUUAGCGACCAAGGAAUUGGCAAAAUAUAGCGAUUAUAUUUCAUCUUGCCAGGUCGUUUACAUGCGCCUAGUCGGAUACUUGUUAUUCAUCACUAAAACGGAUGAGAUGAAAAGCAGCGGAAAUCUUACAUUGCCGGGCACUGAGGUGGUGGGAGAUUGCCAGGAUACCGUGUAUUAUAAGACCCCGGCAACGAAGGUACUUGACGAAAAUUACGGCGAUAUUUUGGAGGAAAUUUCAGACAAAGAAGCGAGCAUUAUAAGUGAUUUGCAAGAAACACUAACACCUUAUACUCAAGCUUUGCUAGACGUCAUGCGUUUUGCUGCUAAGUUAGAUUGCCUGGCUUCUUUUGCGUCGGUAGCAAAGGACUUCAACUACACGAAGCCAAUUUUAAAAACAGACCGCCGGAUUUGCGUUAAAGGUUCAAGGCAUCCGUUACAAGAACACAGCGUGUCCUUAUUCGUUCCAAAUGACGUCGUAUUUGAUCACGAAUCCGGGAUAAUUAAAGUUCUAACCGGGCCGAACGCAAGCGGAAAAAGUGUGUAUAUUAAACAGAUCGGUUUGAUCGUUUUUAUGGCACAGAUUGGUUCCUUUGUGCCGGCCGAAUCAGCCGAGAUUGGAUUAGUUGAUAAAAUCUACACGAGGAUAAAAAGCAAAGAGUCAAUAUCAUGUGGUAUGUCGACGUUUGCUAAAGAUCUUGGGCAAAUUUCAACAGCGGUGAAUGGCGCCACCUCGCGAAGCCUCAUUUUGAUCGAUGAGUUUGGGAAAGGAACGGCAACUGUUGAUGGGGUGUCAUUGCUGGCGUCUGUGUUAACGCAUUGGCUCGCAAAGGGCGACACCUCGCCGCGAGUUAUCUGCGCCACACACUUCCACGCGGUGGCGCGCCGAAACUUGCUGCCUACUUCGCCAGCUUUGCGCUUUGUGACCAUGGAAACCAUACCUGGAGAGAGAACGGAACGAGUAUCUCUAUACCAACUUAAAGAAGGUAUAAGCGAGCAGAGCUAUGCGUGUGAGAUUGCUCUCCAGGUUCGAAUCCCGCCCGAGGUAGUCAGUCGAGGUAAAGAAAUCAGCGAAUUAAUCCGAAAAAACGUCCCCAUUCGUCCAUACAACAGGUCGUCGUCCAUUACAUACCAAAUCCGCUGCCGUCAGGUGGCGCAAGAGGCGCGGCAAGUUGACUUGGAUAACCCGGCUGCGGUUAAACGGUUCCUCUGUGAUGUCACAAAAAGUCUUUCUUCCCCUAGAAAGCGGAAAUUCCCAGAAAGUGACGUUAGCACUUCGGAAGAAAUUCAACCGACCGUAUCGAGCGAUGAAACCACGUGAUAAUUUUAUGAGCCUUAUUUGUCCACGAAAUUCGCCGUGGCAUUAAGUAUCUGCCGCAGUGUUAUUCGUUCCUGCCGCAG
Molecule: messenger RNA, 2757 nt
Organism: Ciona intestinalis (vase tunicate)
Lineage: Eukaryota; Metazoa; Chordata; Ascidiacea; Phlebobranchia; Cionidae
Source: RefSeq, a predicted model, not a curated record